Thalassophryne amazonica is the source of this 2951-nucleotide messenger RNA. It is a transcript of the gene arhgef38, whose product is annotated as Rho guanine nucleotide exchange factor (GEF) 38. NCBI's taxonomy places the organism in Eukaryota, Metazoa, Chordata, Actinopteri, Batrachoidiformes, Batrachoididae. Gene Ontology annotation, molecular function: protein binding; guanyl-nucleotide exchange factor activity. Bases 122 to 2563 code for a protein of 813 amino acids. The transcript has 14 exons. The record is from RefSeq and is a predicted model, not a curated record. Gene Ontology annotation, cellular component: cytoplasm. Gene Ontology annotation, biological process: intracellular signal transduction.
AAGUGGCAGUCAGUGAGUGCACAGUGAGCAUUACACCUGCUGCAUUUCUCAGCCACUCUCUCACUUUCUCCCUCUUCCUGCCCUUCUCUCUUCCCCUUUCUUUUCACCUUCUCUGGUCAGAAUGCACAAGGCAGGUGGCGGCUCAGCCAUGGAUUCCAAGGAGGCCAGCGGGGGUGAGAAGGAGAAGGAAAAAGAGAAGGAAAAAGUGAUCAAGAGGAGGAAUCGACCUGUGUUCCUGCGCUACCUGGAGAGGAGGAAGACGGACACGAUUGUGGGCGAUGACAUGGUCAAAGGUGACAUCAACCUGGGGACGCUGGUGAGGAGGAGUCAGUCAGACAAGACGGAGUACAGCACUAAACUCAAAGAGAAAAUGACCCCACUCGAGCUGUCAGCGCCCUCCUCCCCAGCACUGGAACCGGAAGAGGUUCGUUCUAGGAAGAUGAGUCGCAGGGCAAAGGUCAUUCAGGAACUUGUGAAGACUGAAGAAGAUUACCUCACAGACCUGGAGCUGUGCAUCAGAGAGGUGGUCCAGCCUCUACGAAACCUGCAGGUGGUGGAUGUGGACCGGCUGUUCACCAACAUGGAGACGGUGUGCGAGGUUUCUGCAGCGCUCCUUCACAGGCUGCGUGGGGCCAUGGCUGACCCUGAUCCAGAAGCAGUUAUCAUAGGCGAUGUAUUCAUUCAGGCCAAAUCAGCUUUGGAAGAUGUCUACAAGAUUUACUGCUAUCAUCAUGAUGACGCCAACAUGUCCCUGAAAUCCUACGAGAAAGAAGAAGAAAUAAAGCAACAUUUCACUACAUGUGUAUUAGCACUGAAGGAAAUCUACGAUCAAGAAGGGAAAGCCAACCUGCUGGAUAUGGGAUCACUGCUCAUCAAACCAGUUCAGAGGAUCAUGAAGUACCCGUUACUGCUCGGGGAGCUGUGGCAGGCAACUCCUAAUGACCACCCUGAUUACAAACCACUGCAGGAGGCCUUCACUGCUACCAAGAUCAUCAAUGUCAACAUUAAUGAGUUCAAAAGACGCAAAGAUAUAGUUCUGAAGUAUAAGCGGUCAGAAGAUGAAGGCACACUGAGGGGAAAACUGAACAAGUUCAACAUCCACUCCAUCCGAAAGAAAAGUGACAGGUUUGCUGGUUAUCUGAAAAUCCUAACUGGAGUGGAACCACAGGUGAGAGAUGAAGUGUUUGACAAGCAGGAGAAGCUGUUUAGAAAUCUGGAGAAAGCCGUGAGGCAGUUGGUCAAGAAUGUCCACUUUUACCUGCAGCACACUCAGGAGAUUGUGUCUGUAGCUGUCCAGAGUGUCAAAAAUAUGGAGAACAUUGUGAAGGAGCCAUGUAAAAAUGACACAAAGGAUCAUUGGAUAAACGGAAAUGACCCGUAUAAGCACUUUAAGCAGAGUAUGGAGCACUUGGUCUUCACCCCACUCUACUCCCUCCAAGGCAUGUUUACGGCCCCACAGAAGCUCAUCCAGAAACGUUAUGAUAAACUGUUGGAUUAUUGCAGCCGUCUGGAGCGUUCAUCCUCCUUUUCAUCCGCCAACUCUUCAUCUCCUUCGCUGGCAACAGACGACCAGGGGAUUGCCAGGAGGGACUAUGAAGCUAUCAAUGCCUUAUUAGUGGAGGAGUUACAGAGAUUCAACAUGGCCGCCUACAUUAUUCUGACAAACUGUGUGGUAUACAUCAUUUCUCUACUCAGAGGGCUGACGGAGUCGAUACUGCACCGACUUCCAACAAUACACCAGCUACCGGCUCCUCUCUCAAACAUGACUGAAGUGCAGAACAGCAUCAUGGAUGAGCUGAACAACCUGACAUUUGUCAAAGAGAAUGCACAGAAGCUAAUGGAGCGCAAAGUCAGCUUUGAACGACAACGGGACAAGAAAAUUAUGAUGCCAGAGGUGCAGCAUCAGACUGAGGAGCAGCGUGCGUGGUUGCUGGCGGAAUACCCACUGAACCGUCUUUACCAGCUAAAGAGGAAGUGCAAUGGUUGCCAGGAGCAGGACCUCAGCCUACUGGAGGGGGAGCUGGUGGCUCUGCUGGAGGACACGGACCCUUUAGGGAGCAGCAGCCGCUGGCUUGUUCACAGUGGAGGAGAACAAGGGUACAUCUACUCCACAUUCCUGAAGCAGUACAACCCGCUGAGGGACUCGCACCGGGCAAGUUAUGCAGCCACAGAGCAGCAACAGCAGCAGCAACAACCACCAGCUACACUGGAUGAAGAUUUUGAUGACCUCACCUUAUUUGUGUCAGGCAGCGGCAGCAGCAGCCUGCACAGCUUCAACCUCAACACCACCGACAGCUCCUCAACCCUCUCUGGCCUUCAGGGGGAGAUGCUGGAGAGCCCUCAAGACCCGGAGGACACGGUGGACACCGAGACACAGCAGUUUUACGCCGUGUAUGCAUUUCAAGCCCGCUGUAACCAGGAGCUGACCUUGCAGGAAUACCAGCACGUCCGCAUCCUACAGUUCUGCGAUCUGGGAGGUAAUAAGGAGUGGUGGUUAGCCGAGGCUAAUGGACAGAGGGGCUACGUCCCGGCCAACUACCUUGGCAAGAUGUCCUAUGCGUGAAUAGACACUGGAGAGUCUGGAAAUUUUUGAGAGUCAAAGUUGUAUAAAAAGUAGAUUUGUGUCAUCUAAUGCCUCAUACCAGAAGUGUUGAUAAUCAAUCAGUCCUUCAGACAUGUUCAAUGGGCCUCGGAUAAUAAUUCAUGAUUAACAAAGUUAAUUGUACAUUAACACGGGCCGCUGUGCUGAGCACUUUUUUCUACUACAGUGUUGUCAAGCAUACGAUGUGAAGGAAAUUAUUCAAAUGAAGUCAUCUAUUCAUGAAGUAAAUUUUAUAUUUGAAUUGAUUUAUACAUGAAGUAAAUAUUGUAUGUGCAAUGAUUUAUAAAUGAAGUAAUUUAUAUGAAUUUUAAAUGAAGAACUCUAUAUUAAAAAAAUCCUUUUCAAGAAC